This is a messenger RNA of Myxocyprinus asiaticus (Chinese sucker), 3763 nucleotides long. Its product is annotated as sodium-dependent phosphate transporter 2-like. The record is from RefSeq and is a predicted model, not a curated record. The coding region runs from base 483 to 2471 and encodes 662 amino acids. NCBI's taxonomy places the organism in Eukaryota, Metazoa, Chordata, Actinopteri, Cypriniformes, Catostomidae. Gene Ontology annotation, biological process: phosphate ion transmembrane transport. The transcript has 11 exons. Gene Ontology annotation, molecular function: phosphate transmembrane transporter activity. Gene Ontology annotation, cellular component: membrane.
AUCUCUUUUUUCCCCCCUUUAAAUUCAUUGAACAUUGAAUUCAUUGUCUCUGUGUCACAGUCAUAAGUCAGCACAUCAAUGCAUUUUCCUAUCCUUUCGUUCAUGAUCCCUUAUGUUUGAUCUGUCCAUCUCUAAUUUUUCAAACCAUUUUCCAACCCCAUUUUCCAAACAAGAAAAAAAAGGGAAUAAAUCCUACCACUGCAUAGCCAGAAGCUGAAGGCUACUUGGUGGACAGGACACUAAGAGGGCCAAACAAUGGAAUGCUCUCUCCUGCCUACACUGCUCAGCACUCCACAGACUGAGGUUAAACGUCUUAGUUAGCAGUGUGCCUCUCCCCCAAGAACUCUUUUAGCCUGGGGAAGUUGGGAGAAAAAAAAAAACGUGCAAAGGAGAAUUUCUUUCAUAGUACAGAACCUUACUUCAAUUAUUUGUAGUUGUUUGUUUGGGAUUCGUUUGGAAGCUUUGCACGAAGAAACGGCAAGAUGGAUUUGGAACCGUACCUAUGGAUGGUCGUGAUCGGCUUCAUUAUAGCUUUCAUCCUGGCAUUUUCGGUGGGGGCCAAUGAUGUGGCAAACUCGUUUGGCACAGCAGUCGGGUCAGGAGUGGUGACACUGCGCCAGGCCUGUAUCUUAGCGUCCAUAUUUGAGACCCUGGGCUCCAUGCUUCUUGGUGCAAAGGUCGGGGAAACCAUACGGAAGGGAAUUAUAGAUGUCAGUUUGUACAAUGACACUGUGCCGGUGCUGAUGGCAGGAGAGGUCAGCGCCAUGGUCGGGUCUGCGGUUUGGCAGCUCAUUGCCUCUUUUCUGAGGUUGCCCAUUUCUGGAACUCAUUGCAUUGUGGGAUCUACGAUUGGCUUUUCCAUGGUUGCUAUUGGCACUAAGGGAGUGCAGUGGAUGCAGUUGGUCAAAAUUGUUGCCUCAUGGUUCAUCUCCCCUCUGCUGUCUGGUCUCAUGUCUGGCCUGCUCUUCUUCUUCAUUAGAUAUUUCAUUCUUAACAAGGAUGACCCUGUUCCUAAUGGUCUCUGCGCUUUGCCCCUCUUCUAUGCCUCAACCAUUGGAAUCAACACCUUCUCCAUCAUGUACACUGGAGCUCCCUUACUGGGCUUGGAGAUGCUCCCUGUUUGGGCCAUUGCCCUCAUUACCUUGGCUGGUGCACUGGUAUGUGCCGGUCUGGUCUGGAUUUUUGUUUGCCCCUGGAUGAGAAGGAAAAUAGCAAGUCAGCUGAAGAAAGAGCAUGCUCUGUCCCGCAUCUCCGAUGAGAGUUUAGAUAAAAUCCCUGAGGAGGAAGAGGAAGCCCCUGUGUUUAAAGAGCUUCCAGGUGCGAAAAACAGUAAUGAUGCGGUGCUGCCCCUGACAGAGGAGUCCACAGGGGAACUCAACAGUCUGGCUAAUGGAGGCACUGUCCUGCCCAAUGGCAGGGUGUACGGUCGCACCAAUUCCAUGACCAAUGGCUGCCUCAAGUCACCUGUGUCUAAUGGGGGCUUCAGCUUUGAUGGGCACAUGCGCAGUAAUGGUCAGGUCUACCACACCGUUCACAAAGACUCAGGUCUCUACAAGGACCUUCUACACAAGAUUCACUUGGGCCGACUGGAGGAUGAGCGUAGCUGCUCGCGUCACGACAACAACUACAAGCACCUCCGUCGCAACAACAGCUACACGUGCUACACUGCAGCCAUCUGCGGCAUGCCAGUCCAGCCCAUGUUGCGAUCGGAGUCCAGCGCCCCUCCGCCAGAGGACAGCGAGAAGCUAGUGGGUGACAGCGUGUUCUAUUCGAAGAAGCGACUGCGCUACGACAGCUACUCCAGCUACUGUAACGCAGUGGCAGAGGCGGAGAUCGAGGCAGAGGAAGGGGAUGUGGAUGUGAACUUGGCGGCAGAUAAAAGGGAGCCCCGGGCCCCUGCAGAGGGCAUGCUGGAGGACUGCCCAGAUGAAGAUAAAGAGGAGAAGGACAAGCCUCAAGUCUUCCAGCUCUUCCAUUUCCUGCAGAUCCUCACCGCAUGUUUCGGAUCGUUCGCACAUGGUGGGAAUGAUGUCAGUAAUGCCAUUGGUCCUUUGGUGGCCCUGUGGAUGAUCUACGAUCAGGGUGGGGUGAUGCAGGAUGCAGCCACACCGAUCUGGCUGCUGUUCUAUGGUGGAGUGGGAAUCUGUGCUGGAUUAUGGGUUUGGGGCCGACGUGUCAUUCAGACGAUGGGCAAAGACCUCACUCCCAUCACGCCCUCCAGUGGAUUCACUAUAGAGCUGGCCUCAGCGCUCACUGUUGUUUUGGCGUCCAAUAUCGGACUUCCAAUCAGUACCACACACUGCAAGGUGGGCUCAGUGGUGGCGGUGGGCUGGAUCCGCUCUAGAAAGGGUGUGGACUGGCGGCUCUUCCGGAACAUCUUCCUGGCCUGGUUCGUCACUGUCCCUGUAGCAGGCCUCUUCAGCGCCGCUGUUAUGGCCCUGUUUGUCUAUGGCAUACUGCCUUAUGUUUGAGAUGAAGAAUGGGGAGGUAUAGGAAGGUAAUAAAUGAAAAAAAAAAAACAGAAAGACAGCAGGAAAAAAAAUCAAGAUAUAAGGGGACAGCCGGAGGGAGGGGAUUGUCUACAAAUGCUGCCUGGAAAAGCAUCCAGAAUCCUUUGACUUAAAUAUCUUUAAUCUUGUCGAAAGUAUUUAUUUCCGUUCCAUUUUCCAUUGUUUUGUUGAAAUGUUACUAUAAACGCUAAGAUCUUUUGCACCCAGUGAUAUGAAGUGGUACAUUUAAGAGUCCUAAAUAUGGUUCACACAUCUGUGGUCCUACAGUUACAGUUUGCACAUGUUCAAGGGAGUAAACGGAUGGAGAACUGGACGGAUGUGUACAUACAAAUACACACAUCAAAUAUAUCAAUGCAUUCUUGCCAAUCUCAAACAGAGAAUGGGAUUUGAGAAUCAGUUUAAAGGCUACAUUUUUAUUGGCUCAAAUUAGUUAUCCAACUACUUUUUGAUCUAAAUGUUUAAACCAUAAUUUGUUUUAAAAUAUGCCAUGUGCGGUGUGUAAUAGUUGUGCUUUUACUCCCAUUUGUAAAAAGAUCAAACUGUAAAGGUCAAAAGGAAAAAAAUUUUUUUUUUUGCAAUGACACUGAAAGGCAUCCUGCUGUUGUGUUACGUGCGUUAGCACUGCAUCACUAAAAUCAGCACAGCUGGUAACAUACCUCAGCCAACCCUCUAUGCUACAUAAGGACAAGCUAAAUAACACAAAACAGAACUUUGCUAUCUCAUGAUACAUAAAAUAUUAUAAGAUCAAUCAUUUGGGUAAUGUGUAAGAAUUCCCUAUUCUUUUACUAUCAUAUUUAUUUUUUAGAUAUGUUACCAUUCAAACCUUUUUAAAACACAACAGGUGUGAAAGUCAAAAUCAUGUUUUGAAUUAUGUAUGCUAUAAUUUCUAUCGUGUGUGUGUGUGUGUGUGUGUGUAUGUAUAUAUAUAUAUAUAUAUAUAUAUAUAUAUGUAUGUAUAUAUAUAUAUAUAUAUAUAUAUAUAUAUAUAUAUAAUUUCAACUUUGAAGUUUAAACCUUUUUUUUUUUCUCAUUUUGAGGUCUUAUAUUGUUACAAUGAGGAGAUUUGUUUUUACAAGGAGAUUUUAGACCAGUUUUGGUAGUUGUAGGAAAUAUAUGAUCUACCAAGCAUAUAAAAAUGAUCAAAGAUUCAAAAAUUAUUUCAACUAUGACGAGACACUAUAUCCAUAAUUAUGUCAAGGUAUACCAUAAAUUGUUAUUGCAAAAAGCUUUUUCCAAAAUAUCUUUUCAUGCUC